UCACGUAUCACACCGCCAAGCAGCGUUUCUAGCAGCGACCAGGGAGAAACGAACGGCUCUUUGAUAUUUGUGUGCCUACACGGGUGUGCCUGGGCGUGUUUACGUUUUCGUCGCUUCGAAGACUUUUGAGUUUGACCCCCCCCGGGAAAUUCAACAACUCGCCUAUCUGCUGUGCCUGCCUCUGCUGUCGUCACUUCGGCAACUAGGAAGCUCGCACACGUAGCCCUCUGCUCUCUGCUCUGUUGGCGCCGUGAGCGGUCUCUCCUUGCAUCAUGGCACGCCGAACCCUCAGCGCUGUUGGCGUGGCUGCCGUGGCGAUGAUGCAAUCCCCUGCGGACUCGCUCCUCGGGAGCGCCAGCAUCCGUCAGCAACGCACCAACGUGUACGCUCCCCCUGCUGCGACCUGUAGCGGCAGAGACGUCAACAAGGCGGGCAGUAGCGGCGUCUCGCCCCGGAUAUUAGGUGGAGGGAGGGCGCCCCCGUCGAGUAGGGGCGGGUUGCGGCGGCCGGCUCCGUGGAGGCUACCUUCGGUUCGCGGGGGCGGGGGUGGUGCCGAGGAACCUCCUGCAGCGCGACGAGGUGAUGCGACUGCCGCAGCUGGGGUAGACAGAACCGACACAUCGCCAGUGGGUUCGUCUCGAAGUCCCGUUACUACCGCCUCCGCCACCACCACAAACGGUUCGGGCAGCAGCAAUGCAGCGCUCGGCGGUGGUGAGAAGGAGGCGACGAUAUCAGCAACAGCACCGGUGCCGCCGUUUUCGAUGCCCCCACGUGGGAGUCCCGGCAAAGCGAGCGACUUUGGGAGCAGCAGCGACGAUAGCACACUUGAUAUUCGAGAACGCGCGGGCUUCAGCCUUUUCCGCUGUGAUGCUUACCAUUGCGAGCGGGAGAUGGUGGAAAGCGGGGAGAUUUCUGCCUCCGCGCCGGCGACCACGCAGGUGAUGAUGCGAUGGAACGAGCGGCCGAGACGGGCGUUGGUCCUCCUCAAGCCCGACCGGGACUUGUUGCCCCUUGCCGCACAGACCAUCGACUACCUGCAGCGGGAUAUGAGGCUCAAGGUCAUGGUCGAAACGGCGGCGGUGGAGGCAGUGGGCCAGGCCCUAGACGAGUUCACGGAGGGAGAUGGCGGGAAGCUGGAAGUAUUUACGCCGCCCGAGAGGUCGGUCGUGGCAGAAAUGGGCCCUAGGGGGGGGGCGGGACCCGCGCCUCCUCUUGACGGAGAUAGCGUGGACUUCGUGCUAACGCUGGGUGGGGACGGCCUCCUGAUGUACAGCAACACGUUGUUCAGAAGAUCGGUGCCCCCGCAUCUGUGCUUUAACCUGGGGUCGAUGGGAUUCUUGAGCCCGUUCGAGUACGAGUCGAUGAAGGAGGAGGUCCGGCGGAUCAUGAGCGGGGGCAUGAAGGUCUCUCUACGGAUGCGGCUGUCCGCGAGGAUCAUCAGAGACGACCAGACCUCGGAGGCCUUCCACGCCCUCAACGAGAUCGUCAUCGACAGAGGUUCCAGUCCCUACCUGACCAACUUGGAGUGCUACUGCGACGAGGAGCACCUGACGACCGUUCAGGCCGAUGGUCUCAUCAUCGCGACACCGACCGGUUCCACCGCCUACAGCAUGUCUGCUGGGGGCAGCAUGGUACAUCCUUGCGUGCCGGCCAUCCUGUUCACCCCGAUCUGCCCACACAGCCUCUCCUUCAGGCCCAUAGUGUUCCCGGACACGGUUGUUCUCCGGCUGUGCAUGCCCCAGGAGGCCAGGGCGGAGGCGAGGGUCAGCUUUGACGGUAAGCUGAGCCAGGACCUUUGCCGGGGAGACACUUUGGUGAUCAAGACGUCCAACUUCCCAGUGCCGACGAUCUGCAAGGAUGACAGCACGGCGGACUGGUUUGCCAGUCUCGACCAGGCGUUAGGGUUCAACACGCGCAUGAAGCAGCGGGAGUUCAAGCCGGUGCCGACAAUGACAGACGUCUCCCGCCAGAGGAACGAUGAUCGCAUCAACGAUUGAUGGAACGAAAAAACGGCUCAUCAUGCUAUGCAACGAGAAACGCAUGCUGGUACUAUGCUUGGGGUUCGAAAACGAAAAUGCCUGCUCAUGCUGCGCUUGGGGUUGGAAAAGAGCGCCCACCCGCCUGGCUUUGUGCGGUUGUGGAACAACGGUUAUAAAACACCAACAACUUUUUGCGUGUCAUUAUUGUUGCGUGUUUUUUCACACGCUUCUUUUUCCGGACGAGAGGCAUCACGGCGGGGGAAGGUUAGACUGAACUUGGUGGGAAGUCGUUUGUUGCUGAUUGUCGACAGAGCAUUUCACACAGCAGCGUCGGUGUUGUUUUGUACACACGUCGUAGCUUUCCCCUGAAAUCUUAAGCCAAGUCGGCGUUUUUCCGACGAGAAAUGAGUACAUUAGGCACAGCUAGCUGGCCGAGUGCUUUGUACUCUCGUCGUAGAUAUCCCGAAAAUUGAUGUGGCAGGCAUGUCGGUGGCUGUUUCAUUCGCGGCGCUGUUAAUCAGACGAGAAGUGAUUACACUGACCAACGUUCGUAUUCCGUGUAUUAGGUUGUACAGGGUGCCCCAGGG
Molecule: messenger RNA, 2566 nt
Organism: Ectocarpus sp. CCAP 1310/34
Lineage: Eukaryota; Phaeophyceae; Ectocarpales; Ectocarpaceae
Source: the annotation of a GenBank genome assembly